CUCCACUGUCCAGCAGAGGGCGCCACCACUGCUCUGAGCUGCAGCUUUCGGCGUCUGUCACUGGGGGGCGCUGUCUCCCGCCUCCACCGGGGUCUCCUGACAGGAUGGCGGAGGCAGGGGAACCGGAGUCGCCCGCGGCCCAGUGCCCGGACGAGUCAUCGGAUAGCGAGCCGGAGCAGGAGCCCGGAUCCCCGCAGAAGCUGAUCCGGAAAGUGUCGACGUCCGGGCAGAUCCGCAGUAAGACGGUGUUGAAGGAGGGGACCCUCCAGAAACAGACCAGCUCCUUCCAGCGCUGGAAAAGACGCUACUUCAAGCUGAGAGGACGGACGCUGUACUACGCUCAGACCAGCAAGUCCAUCAUCUUUGACGAGGUGGACCUGACGGACGCCAGCGUGGCGGAGUCCAGCACGAAGAACGUGAACAACAGCUUCACCGUAAUCACGCCGUGCAGACGCCUCAUCCUCUGUGCAGACAACAGGAAGGAGAUGGAGGAGUGGAUGUCGGCGCUGCGCAGCAUCCAGAGCAGGCAGAAUUACGAGUCCACCCAGUACAGCAUGGACCACUUCAGCGGGAUGCACAACUGGUACGCCUGCUCCCACGCCAGACCGACGUACUGCAACGUCUGCAGGGAGGCGCUGUCAGGGGUCACGUCCCAUGGCCUGUCCUGUGAAGUGUGUAAGUUCAAAGCUCACAAGCGCUGUGCGGUCCGAGCCACCAACAACUGUAAGUGGACGACUCUGGCCUCCAUUGGGAAGGACAUCAUAGAGGACGAGGACGGCGUGUCUAUGCCUCACCAGUGGCUGGAGGGGAACCUGCCCGUCUCGGCUAAAUGCAGCAUUUGUGAUAAGACUUGUGGCAGCGUCCUCCGGCUGCAGGACUGGAAGUGUCUGUGGUGUAAGGCCAUGGUCCACGCUGCCUGUAAGGAGCAGCUGUCCUCCAAAUGUCCUCUGGGUCAGUGUAAGGUCUCCGUCAUCCCUCCAACCGCAUUGAACAGCAUAGACUCUGACGGUUUCUGGAAAGCUUCGUGUCCCCCGUCCUGCACCAGUCCUUUGCUGGUCUUUGUCAAUUCUAAGAGUGGAGACAAUCAGGGUGUGAAAUUCCUGCGGCGCUUCAAGCAGCUGCUGAACCCGGCACAGGUGUUUGACCUGAUGAACGGAGGGCCUCACCUGGGUCUGCGCCUGUUCCAGAAGUUUGACACUUUCAGGAUUCUGGUCUGUGGAGGAGACGGAAGCGUCGGCUGGGUCCUGUCUGAGAUCGACGCUCUCAUGCUGCACAAACAGUGUCAGCUGGGGGUUCUGCCCCUUGGGACCGGCAAUGAUCUGGCUCGGGUUCUAGGCUGGGGCUCAGCCUGUGAUGAUGACGCGCAGCUCCCCCAGAUCCUGGAGAAACUGGAAAGAGCUAGCACCAAAAUGCUUGACAG
Messenger RNA from Oryzias melastigma (Indian medaka), 1420 nucleotides. It is a transcript of the gene dgkd, whose product is annotated as diacylglycerol kinase delta. Gene Ontology annotation, molecular function: ATP-dependent diacylglycerol kinase activity. The record is from RefSeq and is a predicted model, not a curated record. Lineage: Eukaryota; Metazoa; Chordata; Actinopteri; Beloniformes; Adrianichthyidae. Gene Ontology annotation, biological process: diacylglycerol metabolic process; lipid phosphorylation; intracellular signal transduction.